Lindgomyces ingoldianus is the source of this 1185-nucleotide messenger RNA. RefSeq lists its product as uncharacterized. The coding region runs from base 358 to 798 and encodes 146 amino acids. The transcript is spliced from 2 exons. The record is from RefSeq and is a predicted model, not a curated record. NCBI's taxonomy places the organism in Eukaryota, Fungi, Ascomycota, Dothideomycetes, Pleosporales, Lindgomycetaceae.
UCAUCACGAAGAGCGCGGCUAGACUCACUGUAAGCUUGGGAGUCUUUUGCACAUCGUUUUGGUGCUUCGCAUCACUUCUCAGUAUCUACCGCGUAGGGGGACUUUCCAGGUUCCAUCGAUUCCAUGCACGGACCGCGGAGCGACACGCACGGAUCACAGCUUUAGCGCCCAGGAGGCUGGUGCCUAAACUUGGGUCACCUGACUCUGCGCUUGUGCCGCUAAGGUCUUACCGCUUGCACCGAAGUUCGCCUCUUCUCCUCACAUCCCCUUCCACCCAACCCACAUAUUCAUCGCACGUCAAUCUCAACACGCUCUAAAAUCCCAUUGUUGCUAGGCCUUCUCGUCUAGAAACCCACUAUGACAAAAGGCGCGGGCCAUAAUGGUUCCAGGGGGGAAGACAAGACAGCGGCCGCGGGAGAGACGAAACCACAUGGCGAUCUGGUCCGAGAAGAUCCCGAGACCGCGGGAGAGACGAAACCACAUGGCAAUCCGGUGCGAGAAGAUUCCGAUACCGCAGGAGAGACGAACCCACAUAGCGAUCUGAUGCAAGAAGAUUUCGAGAACGCCGAGAGCAUGACAGACGCCCUGAAGAGGCUAUUUCCGCAAGUUGAUAAUCCACAGCCAAACGGCACGCAACCGCGCCGCCGGCGAUUAGUCGAGGAGAACCUACAAACCCCAGGGCAGCCAGCUCUUCCAUAUGUACCAUUAGAUGAGAGUUUCAGGGCUGCGGGUGAGAAGAGUUUUCUUUUUGGGGCCUUUAUCCAAGCUUGGGAUAAGAUGAUGGCAGGCGAAGUCUAGCGGAGGAGGUGUCCGUCUCAGCUGCAAAUUUCAAGACCAGAACUCGUCCCGAUAGAAACCCGCACAAUAGGCAAACUCUGUCGCAAUCUAUCUACGGGCCAACUUAGGUUGAUGGAGUAUUUCGUGCAAGACCUUAACCAUGACAUGCCUAAUUUUGUUCUGGCAUCUCAUGUAGUAGACAGGUGGAUUACUAGAGGGAGGAGGAGGAGGUAUAUGAGAGAUAUGGAUAUCGGGUAGCUCCUCACUGACAAUUGGUAGCGUCCCAGAACCCGGUGACCCAGCCGACCUAACUGUCCCCCCAUGCUUCUUGAAUAUGCUGGAUAUCCCUGCUGCAAAUAAGGACGAGAAAGAGAAGAUAAGCCACUGGAGGACAUUCAAGGUCUUACC